AGAGAGCAAGCACAAUGGACAACGGGUGGCCAGUUGUCAGGGUGCCUCGGUGGGGCCAACGGACCGCUCUGGGUCCCUCGGUGUUGGACGUGUCCCAUCCACCAGGCUGCUCUCGGCAGGACCCCUGGGCCCGAUUCCGCACCUCGAUUGAUUGGGUGGGGUCCUCAGCCUCUGCGCCGAACAGGACAAAACAAAAGAGGAGAGGAGAGCUGGAGGAGGCGGCAGACCUCAGUGAGCGCUUUCAACUCAACCGCUUGCGCCGAGUAAUGAGAAGGGAGCGGCGAGGAACCCACACAACAGGUGUUCACAUGGUCCAGGCGAUCUCUGAUCGUAAAUGGGAUGAUGAGACUGCUGAGUUAGAUGGUUUGCAACACAUCCGUUACAACGGAGAAGACUUCCUGUCAUUUGAGUUGGAGACAAUGAGAUGGAUCACUGUUCAACCACAAGCUCUCGUCACCAAACACAGGUUGGACCAAGGGGACAUGUUGAACCAAUACAGGAAGCAUUACUUCACUGAGCUUUGUCCUUAUUGGUUGAAUAAGUUUGUGAAAAAUGCAAAGGACUUCCUCCUGAGAACAGCUUCCCAAGGUGUCUCUUCUCCAGAAGACAUCGUCCUCUCCGGUCACCUGCCUCGCGACAGGUUUCUACCCCUACAAAGCCGACCUUUUCUGGAGGAAGGACGGCGAGCAGCUCCACGAGGGCGUAGAGAUGGGCGAGAUGCUCCCCAACCACGAUGGAACCUUCCAGACGACAGCCCACCUGAAAGUGGAGGUGACGGCCGACGUGGAGAGCACAAUGAAUGUGUGUUCCGACUGUCCGGCAUGAAGGACGACAUCGUCACCAAGCUGGAGAGAAGAAGCAUCCUCACUUUCUCCCUAAUACAGAGAAUAACAGAAAGACUUUUAAAUUCAUAAUUAAAUGAAAAUGUUCUUGUACAGCUUAGUUGAGUUGUGUUCCUCGGCCCUCAGUACUGAACUGUGGGAGAGCCAUACAUGGGCUAAUUCAAUUAUAAGCGAGCAACUCCCAUAUGUCCGGUUUGAAAGCCGGCAGCACUCGCCCCCAAGAUGGCGGCAAAGCACUUUUUUUCUAUCAGACAGGUUGUGCUCUGACGAAAUGAAGCUCAUCUUCUCACCUCAACGUAGUUCCUUCGCCCCACGAUGCCACGGGAUGGCGCCAAAGCAAUAUUUUUAUAUUAGCUAUGGUUUUGAUCAGAUCAAAAACAGCGAAUUACGGAGGAUAUGUUCCCGCAAAAAACACAUCUCUCACUGUGUUUGCACUCCCGCAGCUGUUGACACUGAUUCCGAGCUCACGUCUAACCCCAUUUCCGAGUUGGCUUCUGAGACUGUUUCAGAGUGAGACACAGGAACCUUCACAUUCUGAGUUAGCUCACACAGAGGCCACAUGCUCUGGACUCUUUCAAGGUGGAUUCAUGUGCUCUAAUCGCUAUGCUCGUCUUCCUCCAGGUGUUGGAACACAAGAGGAUAUUGCCACGUAAACGCUUUCUCAUCAUACUUGGAUUUGAAAACAGAGAUGGAAUUUGUUCUUCAUGGAGAUGAUUGUGCAAUUACAAUGUUUCUGUUAAGUUCACGCUCAAAGGCUUUUGCUGGUUUUGGUGUAUUGGAGGAGAUUUGUUUUAAUUCAUCGGGUUGCUUUCUUCUGUCUGCUAAAUUUGUAAGAAAUCAUCACAAUAACACCGUUAUCUCUGCAAUAUACUUAUAUAAUCCUGUUCUUGAUUUUAUCAAACAACUCUGUCAAAGCAUACUUUUGUCAAAAUGUGACAAUGUUGUUGAUCGCAGUUGUUAUUUAAACUUUAGUUGGACAUAUUCAACCAAUAGAUUGAUGAUCAAUGACAAAAAUGCAAAAUGGAGUGCACUCCUUGGCUGCUGCCAGCCGAGGUGCUGAUGAGUCACGCUCAACAAGUUUACUGUCGAUAGAAGUUCAGCAUGACAUCAGCUAUAGGAAGUUGAGCGACGCACACGUCCACGAUGGCACAACUCCAAUUCUGAUCAAUAUAUAUUUUUUAAUAUGAUGUAGUGACCCCCCACAACUGAUAAAACUGCAUUCUCCCAAGUCGCCUCACUGUGCGAGACGGCCACUAAAGGAUGCCUGCUGGACUUGAAACUAAUUACCAGCUUCUCGGCGAAUCUGGAUUCCUGUCAUCAAAGACCCCUUUGAUCUGCAGCACUCAAGAUAGUGGCCAAAAGGUUGGGAUGACUUUUCACAUGUGAGGCACAUUGUGACUUGCAGUUCGAAUGAUCAACACGACACAUUUGUCAGCAGCAGCGCACGAAACGACUUGUGGUGCAAUUGAAGACAACUUUCCACAGCAGAAGACCUGAUGCAACCUGCGGCCGUGGGGGAUCAGCGUCUGGCGGCCUGACAGAUUUGGUGGUCAACUUUGGGGAAAGCGUCCUGACACUCGAGCGCCUGUCUUCAUUUGUCUUUACGGUGCCGUGACGCAAAAUCCAAUUGCGAGCAACAAAUCUGAAAUUGUCUCACUUGAGCCGUGCAGUGUAAAUCCAGCCUAAAUCAUAAGAGAUGGACCCGUGUACGUCUCGGACGAACUUCCCCAGCCGCCGCUGCCAUUAAAACAAUUCCUUUUGUACCAUGUCGUAACAAAACUCUCGUAUCUCAAGUCAUCUUUUUUCCAUUGUGAAAUUCCGUCCCAGCCACCCAAAAACAGCAUCGAAAUAAAAGAGCGCUUCUACUGUGCAAAAUACAGUAAUCCCCAUUAUAUCGAACGCACAGAACUCAAAGGCUUCAGCUCACAUGUUUCAUGCUUUCAUUUCGGGCUCACCGCCAUUUUUGAAACUGAGAGCUGCGACUGAUGAAUGCGAACGGCUACCAGUUUAAAGCACACUUCUGAAAGAACAAACAAUUUGGACUCAGGAAUUCCAUUCGUUCCGUGACCAGAAUUGCAUAUCGCAGGUGUCAAAAGCAUCCCUUUUCAGGACGCCCCCCGCGCCCCCACCCCCAAAAAAGGCCUGUUUGUUGCACCUUUAACAUUGCAUGUCAAAGAGAGCAAACCAUCAGCACUUUAGAUUGUUCAAUAAUUUGUAAAAAUAAAAAAAAAAGACACAAAAAAUAAUCAUUGUAUAAAAACAAUAAAAGACUGGUUUCAUAUAUUGUGAUUCGCUUCCAUCACUUGAACAUCACUUAAUCAAACCCGGAAAACUGCGUCUUCUACGCUAACGAGCAGAACUACGCUUUGAUUACAAAAGAGAAAGUGGGGCAGUGAAGCCACCAGUUUAACCAGUAAGUAUGUCUCAGUAUUUUUAUUUGAUA
This is a messenger RNA of Phyllopteryx taeniolatus (common seadragon), 3285 nucleotides long. RefSeq lists its product as uncharacterized. Gene Ontology annotation, cellular component: external side of plasma membrane. Gene Ontology annotation, biological process: immune response. The record is from RefSeq and is a predicted model, not a curated record. The coding region runs from base 15 to 914 and encodes 299 amino acids. The transcript has 5 exons. NCBI's taxonomy places the organism in Eukaryota, Metazoa, Chordata, Actinopteri, Syngnathiformes, Syngnathidae.